Opisthocomus hoazin is the source of this 2454-nucleotide messenger RNA. NCBI's taxonomy places the organism in Eukaryota, Metazoa, Chordata, Aves, Opisthocomiformes, Opisthocomidae. The record is from RefSeq and is a predicted model, not a curated record.
AUGUGCCCUUGCAACCCACAAAAUUCUGGGAAGCAAGUGAAAGCGGUCACUGAUGCGGGACGCUCACCCCCUCUGCUUCAAUUAACCUGGUUAACUGAUACACCUGUUUGGGUGGAUCAGUGGCCACUCUCAUAUGAAAAGCUGUCCCACUUAAAUGAAUUGGUCGAUGACCAAUUAGCUAAAGGACAUUUAGAGAAAUCUGUGAGUCCUUGGAAUACCCCUGUUUUUGUGAUCCCAAAGAAGUCGGGGAAAUGGCGUUUAUUACAUGAUUUGCGCGCAAUUAAUGUUGUAAUGGAAAGCAUGGGUGCGCUACAACCCGGAAUGCCAACCCCCACUAUGUUACCGGAAAACUGGGAAAUUAUUAUCAUUGAUCUAAAAGAUUGUUUUUUCACUAUCCCUUUACAUCCUCAAGAUCGAGCAAAAUUCGCUUUCAGUGUGCCCUCACUGAAUAAACAAGAACCGUACAAACGCUACCAAUGGACUGUUUUACCUCAACGUAUGAAAAAUUCGCCUACGAUCUGUCAGUAUUAUGUGGCGUGGGCUUUAACACCCGUUCGACAAGCUCAUCCAGAAUGGAUUAUUUACCAUUAUAUGAAUGACAUUUUAGUAGCCAGUGAGUCGUUUGUGUUCAGAGAUACAAUUAAUUACCUAUCUCAACAAUUAGCUACAGCAGGACUUGUUGUUGCUCCGGAAAAAAUACAAACAGCACCUGUUUAUAAAUAUCUGGGGCUCUCUAUCACUGAUUCUAUUGUCCAACCCCAAAAGUUACGUCUUACUACAAAUGUAGUGACUUUACAUGAUGUACAGCAUUUGGUAAGAGACCUACAGUGGCUUCGCCCGUAUUGUGGGCGGAGAGUUUUUGAUUUACCUUUCAACUUGGCUAUCAUGAAUUCCAACAGGUAUUUAGCUGCAAUUAUAUUUCAGUGGGACUCACAACGUUCAGAUCCUCUUAUCAUCUUAGAAUGGUAUUUUCCCCCGAGUCAUUGUUCAAAAACAAUAGCGACGCGUUCAAAAGGUAUAGCGCUAUGUAUCUCUAAGAUGCGGAACCGGUUGUGGGAAAUCGCAGGGACCACUUGUGAUACUAUGUAUUUACCCUAUACCGAAAACCAACUUGUUAAACUGUUACAACAUCGUGUAGAUUUUGCUUUAACUAUUUUAGGAUACAGUGGUAAAAUCAGCAAUCAUUACCCAGCACAUCGAUUGUUUGCCACCAAUUUAUCUUUUGAAAAAGAAUUGAUGUUGCGAUCUCAACCUCUGCAGGGUAAAACAAUCUUUACUGAUGCUAGUGUCCGAACUGGCAAAGCAAGAUUUGUGUGGUUUGAAAAUGGUGAUUGGCAGCGACAAAUAUUUUUAGCUGAUGGCUCUGCUCAAAUUUUGGAGCUAUUGGCAGUAGUUUCUGUCUUUCGGCAAUUUGCUAUAGAGCCUCUAAAUCUUAUAUGUGACUCGGUAUAUGUGGUCGGCGUCGUAAAACACCUAAAUCAUACGCCAAUUCCUUGGGGUUUGGCUGAAGGAAAUCAUCUUAUUGAUGGCCUAGUUGCUGCACCUGUUAUUGUUCCAGAUCUAUUUCGGCAGGCACUUGCCUCGCAUGAAUUUUUUCACCAAUCUGCUAAAGCCUUGAGCAGGCAAUUUAGUCUCUCAAAAAGCCAGGCAAAAAAUAUUAUCACUGCUUGUCCAUCUUGUUCACAAGCACGAGUUGCUAUUGAUGACGGCAUCAAUCCUCGAGGUCUUGGCCCACUAGAAUGCUGGCAAACUGAUGUUACUCAAAUUCCUCAAUUUCGAAAUGUUCAACAGGUUCAUGUUACUACUGAUACCUUUUCUCAUAUGAUGUGGGCCACAGCCUUAACAUCCACCUCUGCUUCUUGUUGGGGGGUACUCCAUGUUACAGGUGUCCCGGGAAAUUCCACAGGUCAAGCUAUUAUUGAACGAGCUCACCACACAUUAAAAUCACAGUUAGAAAAACAGAAUGAGUAUGCUCUACCCCCAGAAACACAAUUGAUGAAAGCAUUAUAUGUGCUGAAUUGGCUAAACAUUCGAGAAAAUGACUCUUUACCUCCAGGAAUAAAGCAUUUAGGAGAAUUAAAGGAAUCAACUUUUGAGGAAAAACCACCUGUGCAAUGGUAUGAUGUGAAAAAUAAUAAUUGGAAAGGUCCGUUGUCAUCAAUCCAAGCGUUGCAAUCUCUACACACCCUGGCCUGCUGGGCAGGCAAACAAAUGAAUAAAACCUCAGAAAUUCUGUAUGAUCUGGCAAGCGACCUAGAUAGUGUUCGCCAUGCGACUUUGCAAAAUCGAGCUGCAAUAGAUUUCUUGUUAUUAGCACAUGGACAUGGGUGUGAAGAGUUUGCUGGUAUGUGCUGUAUGAAUCUUUCGGAUCAUUCACAAUCGAUUCAUAAAAAGUUACAAGAGUUGAUGAAUAAUAUGCGUAAAUUGCGAUCUGAAGAUCGGUUUGACGACUAG